AUGGACAACGAAUGUAAUAAUGUAAAUAUUAAUAAAAAAAAAAAAGAUCAAGAAAAUGAUCUAGAAGAAAUUCAAUCAAAUGAACAUGAAAAGGAUAAUGGGAAUAUCAUUAUUGAGGAUACAAAUGGUUUAUGUAAAGAUAGUACAAAUGAUUUAAAUAAAGAUGAUACAAAUGAUUUAAAUAAAGAUAAUACAAAUGAUUUAAAUAAAGAUGAUACAAAUGAUUUAAAUAAAGAUGAUACAAAUGAUUUAAAUAAAGAUGAUACAAAUGAUUUAAGUAAAGAUAGUACAUAUAAUUUAAAUAAAGAUAAUACAUAUAAUUUAAAUAAAGAUAAUACAUAUAAUUUAAAUAAAGAUAAUACAUAUAAUUUAAAUAAAGAUAAUACAAAUGAUGAAGAAAAAAAGGACCUAAAGAAUGUGGAGGGCGAAAAGAAGAAUACAUAUAAAAAAUUAACAAGUUAUAAUGAGUGCCCGGUUGAUUUAUAUAGAGAUAAUAAUAAAACGAACAAAGACAUAAAUGAAACAGAUGAUAAUAAUACAAAUAAGCAAACGAUUGUUGAAGAAAAUAAUUUUUUUGAUAAUAAUUUUUCAGAUUUUCAAAAAGCUCAAGAAAAUACUGACAAACAAAAAAAUAGCAUUUCACUGAAUUCUAUAUAUAAUGAUUUAAGAAGUUAUGAACAAGAAUUUUUAAAUAAUUUAAAAAAUGAUAAACAAGUACAAGAAACAAAUUCAUUAAAGAAAGAUAACAAGGAUUUAUACGAACAUAUAAAUUUUAAUAACAUAGAAUCUAUUUCUAACUAUUUAAAUAAUUAUAAAAAUAAUUUUUCCGAAAAUGAUAUAUUGAAUUCUUGUAUAAAUAAAAACAUUGAGUCAUUUAUACAAGAAGAAAAAAAAAAUAACAAAAAAAAUAAAAUUAAUAAAAAUUAUAUUAAUCAAUCUAUGUUCUUGAAUUCGUUACAUCCAAAUUUUAGUCAAAAAAUAUUUAAAGAGUAUUCUAAACAAGGACCAAGUCACGAAUCAGGUGAUAAUCUUGGAAAGUAG
Molecule: messenger RNA, 1041 nt
Organism: Plasmodium falciparum 3D7
Lineage: Eukaryota; Apicomplexa; Aconoidasida; Haemosporida; Plasmodiidae
Source: RefSeq, a predicted model, not a curated record